This is a messenger RNA of Pyricularia pennisetigena, 516 nucleotides long. RefSeq lists its product as uncharacterized. The record is from RefSeq and is a predicted model, not a curated record. Lineage: Eukaryota; Fungi; Ascomycota; Sordariomycetes; Magnaporthales; Pyriculariaceae. The transcript has 2 exons. The coding region runs from base 1 to 516 and encodes 171 amino acids.
AUGCAGAUCGUCGCACUCAUCACCUCCGCCCUGAGCAUUUGCUCCGCGGUCGUUGCGUCCAACCUCGAGGCCCGCCAGCUCACCCCGGCGCCGUCACUCACGCACCUCUACUCGCUCAACUGCACCCUGGACCCGGGGAUCAAUGUCGGCGACGCCCCGUUUGGAAACCGUGUCGCCAUCCCCAUUACCGGCGGGACAUUCGAGGGGCCCCGGAUAAAGGGCACCAUUCGCAACCUUGGAGCAGACUGGGGUCUGACUGACAAACGCGGCGUCUUCCACCCCGACACGCGGUACGGGCUGACCACGGAUGACGGCGCCGAGAUUUACAUUCGCACCUUUGGCUCCGCCCAGCCGGAAGGCGUGAUCUACCUGCACGGGCUAUACGAGACCGGGUCGGACAAGUACUGGUGGCUAAACGAUAUUGUCGCUGUUGGCGUCCUGAAGGCCGGGACCGGCUGGGUGUACAUUGACAUGUACUACAUGACGGACGAUGGAGUCGACUUGGUGACGCCAUAA